CGUGCAAAGUACCGGAAGUAAAUACUGUGUGUUUUCAUGGAAUUAUGAUUAUCAUAUCAUGAUGAAAGUCGUCAACAAAGAAUGAGGACUGUAUAUCAGUUAAACACUCAUGACAUGCUAAUGUAGAAUGAAAGUUGUAAAUAUUUUGUUUACUUUCAUUCAUCUGAUAAGUGAGUGAAGGAUUCAGAGGGUAAGACAUGGCAUCCUCAGAGAAGGUGAUGGAAGAUAAAGAGGAUGAACUUCCUGAAGAGGCGUUUAUGGCGGAGGAGGUUGAAGAAUCAAGCCCUGACUUAGACUUAUUCCUGGAGAACAUUUUAUUCGACUAUCUGGCUGAUUCUGAUGACUUUGAGGAGGAUGAGAUUAUCCCAAUAGUUCCAGUAGAUUUACUACUUCCCUUCGGAAAUGUUAACGGAUCGGACGAAUGUGAAAUAUGUCUGUCCAAAGAAAGUAAAGUCCGCAAUCGUUCAUGCUGCCGAAUACCUGUUUGUGAUGACUGCAUGGAGAAAUAUUUUGUUACUCAAAUAGAAUCUGGUUUUAGAAGGAUGCAGUGCAUUGCGUCUGACUGCGAGGAAUAUGUUCAUGUUGACGAGAUUAUGUGCCGAUUACCAGUUGAUUUAAAAGACAAAUUUUACAAAUAUCUUGUAGAUACUAAUAACGAUCCUCAUGUUAAAACUUGUCCUAACUGUAGUUAUGUACAACGAGUCACAAAAGAGGAAUUGAACAUUCCAAAAAAGAAAAGAAAAUAUGGUAUUCAUAUAGUUUGUAAAGACUGUCAUUUGGAAUGGUGCUUUAUUUGCCAUGCACCUUGGCAUCGAGAAGGCAUAACAUGUAAAGAUUAUCAGAAAGGUGACAAGCUAGUUAAAAACUGGGCCAAAGAGUUUCAUUAUGGAAACAAAAAUGCAGAACGUUGCCCAAAAUGCAAGGUUUUUAUAGAGAGAACCUCUGGGUGCGACCACAUGACCUGUAAGAAUUGUGAUACAGUGUUCUGCUACAAGUGUGGAGAGAAGUACAUUAAAAUCAGAUUUAUUGGGGAUCACUAUGGCAGAUUCAGUCCACUGGGAUGUAAACACAAACUGUUUCCAGAUAAACCAGUUCUACGAAAAGUCAUACGUGGAUCAGCACUUGGUGCUAAGUUAUUUGGAGGAAUACUCCUUGGGGGGUUGGCCAUAGGAGGAGCAGUCAUCUUUGUUGCAGUCAGUCCCAUUGUAGUGCCUGCAUACUUCGGUCACAAGUUCAGGAUGCGAAGACGUUGGAGGCGCACAAGACGCAGGCUAAGAAAGCAAGAGGACCUGAGGAUGCAGAAUGAUGCUCACUUUCUAGAGGCCAUGCAACUCAGCCUUGAGGAGGCACUACAAGCACAAAUUCAGGAUAUUGUAAUUCAUGGUGAUCAGAGUACACAAACUACAUUACAAGGCACUGAGGAUGAUGAUGGAAGUACACUUUCAUCUAAAGAGGAUGAGGAAGAGGCCAGUGAAGGAAGGGAAGAUGAGGAAGCAGGAAAGAAUGAAAAUGUGAAAGUUAUCAUCCAUAACCAAGAUGAUGAUGAUAAGAAUUCAUCCACCAUUUUGGAGGUUGAGGAAGAAAGCCAAGUCCUUGUGACAGGUGGACAUGGAGAAGGUCACAUGACCACAGCUGACCUAGAAACGCAGUCAGAUGGACAGGUGGUACUGCAUGUAAAAACCACACCGAAAUCCUCAGAAGACGAGAAAAAAUUAAACCAGUUGGAAGAGGGUGACUUCACAGUCAAGGAAAAUGAAGAUUCAAUCAGCAAUGGAGGAUGUUUAAUCAAAAUUCUAAAGAGAUUACCCUCUGUUUGGGAGAAAGAGAAGGAUGGAGAGAAAAUCCAGAAAUCGGAGAGCACUGAGGACUCUAAAAGCAUUAAAGAAAUCUAUUCUCCAAGUGAGCAGAGUGAGGGGGACAUUAGCCCUGGUUCUUUGAAGUUCAGCGAGACUUUAGAAUGCCUGAAGCAAUUGCAAGUAGAGAGUGAACUGAAAGAUUCGUAUUAUGGCUUAGUGUCUACCACUGAUGAGAUUACUUAUCUGUGAUAUCGUAUAGGUUUGGUUUCUUUUCUUAGCUACUCCACAUUGUUUGUGUGCUCACUGAAGUUUUAUCCACAUACCAUAGAGUUUCUUUUAUGGUUUGAGUUCCUUUGGUCAAAAAACCCUAGGAGAUUACACAUGGGGCUAAGGAUUCAUUGUUUGUACAUUUAUGAAAUUAAGCUUCUUCUUCACAUUUUUCAUCAUUGAUUUUCAUAAAGCAGUGAAGAUUGCAACAAUACACUGUAUAAUGUAUAAAACUUCAGAAAAUGAAAAUAUGAUGAAUUAUUUGUUUGGAGCAAAACUGUACAUGUGGAUAUACAUUUAUUAAUUUUAUUUCAAAACAAACUUACAUUAUACAUUGUAAUAUCUACCCAGUUCAAGGAAAGAAAACAAUGUACAAAUUUUAGUGUAAUUUUGAAAAUAAUUCAUUUUUUAAUACAUGUACAGGGCAUUUGCAAAUGCUACCAUAUCGUCUUUUGAAAUAAUUCCUAAAAUUAAUGAUUUGCAAAAACAUAUAUGUGCACUGUGGAAACAUUUAAAUUUCAUGGUGGCCCAAUAUUCAUUGAAUUUUUGGGUACCCGGCAUCCACAAAUUUAUAUCCUC
Molecule: messenger RNA, 2642 nt
Organism: Saccostrea cuccullata (small rock oyster)
Lineage: Eukaryota; Metazoa; Mollusca; Bivalvia; Ostreida; Ostreidae
Exons: 5
Coding region: 198-2045 (615 amino acids)
Biological process (GO): positive regulation of proteasomal ubiquitin-dependent protein catabolic process; ubiquitin-dependent protein catabolic process; protein polyubiquitination
Cellular component (GO): cytoplasm; ubiquitin ligase complex
Molecular function (GO): ubiquitin protein ligase activity; ubiquitin conjugating enzyme binding; zinc ion binding
Source: RefSeq, a predicted model, not a curated record